CAUAUUUUACUUUUGACGCGCUUCCCGAACGCGCUGGGAGAUCAUAUGGUCGAAUGUCACAGUUGCAUGCGCGCUGCCUUGGGGAGGUUCGCGACGCUGCAGACUUGGGCAGGCGUUUAUCUGGCGAUUAAGUGAUUAAGUCAGUGGCCCGAAAAGCUCCCGCACCGUUAUCAGGCGAAUGCGCUGCUUCGCGACUCUUUCAGCCACUUCACGUCGCACUCUCCGCCCGUGCAUCGUAGUAGCCGACUGGCCGCGCGCUUCUUGAACAACUAUGUGUGACAAACUGAAAGUCAACCAAGCCUGCGUCACCGUACACUCUGCUUACUCGUUCCCUCUUGAUCUCUACGCGCAAACGUCGGAAUGCUACGGGUGUGCACUUCAACUAGUCCACCGUGUGCAUCGUCAUAGUCAAAAUUACAGUGUCGUCUUGGGCAGCAUCUACGAGACAGAGGUGCAGCUGCGGAAGCACCAUGAUGACGACCCAUUGCCCAACUGCACCUACCGUGAGCACCUCGGCGAGCAUGGCUCAUAUCUGCUGCGCGUCUCACGUGAGGGCCACUGCGACUGGCAAGUGGUCGAGGAACCGGUCAACAUCUAUAAUUGUGUUCGGCUUUUGUUUCAAUCAGCGCUGUCCCCUCAGACUCUCAGCAAGGCAUAUUAGGUACUGCUGUGGCUGUUGAAGAUGGCCAGGCCAUACCCACUGUUGCCCCUAAAAAGCGACUACGCUCUCUUGAUGCUCUAAGAGGGCUCUCACUGGUGCUGAUGGUGUUUGUCAACUACGGUGGCGGCAAGUACUGGUUCUUCCACCACAGUCCUUGGAAUGGUAUCACCCUCGCCGACCUGGUCUUUCCAUGGUUCGUGUGGAUCAUGGGCGUCUCACUUGCUAUGACCAUACGGUCACUCCUUCGCAAGUCUGUCACCAGAGGUCGUAUAUUCCUGCAAAUUGUGAAGCGCUCCCUCAUCCUUUUUGGGCUUGGCAUAAUGACCAACACUCUUUCUCGUGACGUGGACCUAAAUGCACUGCGCAUUCCCGGUGUACUCCAGCGCCUGGCUUUCUCCUAUUUGGUGGCUGCCACGGUGCAUCUUCUGUUUGCCAAGCCACAUGAGGGACAGCUGGGGCUACCUCGGUCCAGGAGGCUUGCACCUGAAUAGCAGUUUUGAAAACUGCACAGGCGGGGCAGCUGGUUUUAUUGAUCGAAGAAUCCUUGGCAACAAGCACAUCUACCAGACACCAGAUAUGCGGCACAUAUAUGACACACACCUUCCAUAUGACCCUGAAGGUACACUAGGAUGCCUUACAUCCAUAUUUCUGGUCUUCUUGGGCCUUCAGGCUGGCAAAAUCCUGCUUACGUUCCCCGAGUGGAAAGCUAGAGUCGUUCGCUGGUGUAUCUGGGGCCUCCUUUGUGGCAUUGUUGCUGGCAUCCUGUGCAAUUUCUCAAAAGAAGAGGGUUGGAUUCCCGUCAAUAAAAACUUAUGGUCGGUGUCCUUCAUUCUGUCUACAGCCAGCACAGCCUUCUUUCUUCUCGCCAUUCUGUACUACCUUAUAGAUGUUUGUGGAUGGUGGUCGGGGGCACCGCUUAUCUAUCCAGGCAUGAACUCCUUGGCCGUGUAUGUGGGGCACGAGAUCUUGCAUGGUGCGUUCCCAUGGGCAUGGCAGUGCCCAGAGUCACAUUGGUGCUACCUCUUUAUGAACCUCUGGGGCACUGCACUGUGGGUGGUCUUUGCCUGGCUCAUGUUCCGCAGGAAGCUCUUCAUCUCGGCGUGAAGGAAUGGCCAUCCACGCACUGGUAUCUUCAAUGUUUUGUCACAGUGUGAACGUCGUGCUGUGCAAAUAUCUCGCGCAAGUUCAUCUUGCCACACAUAUUUGCGGGUUGGCACGCAUUGUGUGGCCACUUUACAAGCGUUAUUACCAGAAAUUGUUAUCCUCGUUAUGCGUAACCUCAGGUGCAAAAGGUAUCAGUACAUGUACAUAUGUAUACUAGGAUGGUUUUACUCUGGAAGUUACAUUGUGACCAGAAGCUCACUUAUGGAGAAGUAUCUUCGGGAAUGCUGACACAGCACAUUCUCAAUGUUCUCAGUGCAAAAAGAGAGAAAGGUGCAUGUCUGGGAGGUCUUGCUAGUGCAGCCUGUUUGUUUUGGUACCGGUCGCACCUCUUAAACGGACACUCCUCUGUAACACUUUUUGGCCUGGCCCUGCUUUGUGGGUCGUCAUGGCAGAAUAUUCUGAAAGCUGUCCCUCAAAUGGAGAGAUCUGAAGCUUGUGUACGUGUUUUGACGCUCAUAAAAUUCGGGAAUUAAUGCACCUGAAAAAAGUACUAUAAUGUGGUGGUGAAAAAUUCGUAAACUGGGGGUGUGCUGGAGCCGACAUUUCGACAAGUAGACUUCUGUUCUUCAAAAUGCAACUGCUUUCGGAAAGCAGUUGCAGCUUUGAAGAAGACAAGUCCGCUUUUUGAAACAAUGGCUCCAGCACACACACCCUGUUUACGAAUUUUUCAUUUCCAUCUUCCCCUGACUCCUGCCUUUUCUUUAUAAUUUGGUGAGUGACAUUGGUUGGAAUUGCCGUACGUUUAACUGAAUACGUGGUUUUCGAAAAGUCAACUUUUCCACGAUUUUCCGGUUUUCAAAGUUCGCGUCCCUACUUAAGCUGAGAGAUAUACGAAAUAUUACAUUCAGUUCAGUUCAGUAGAUGACUAGCAUUGUCAAUGUUGCCAUUGUACUUUUACCCAUUUGAACAAAAUGCAUUGACUCCAAUCUACUAUUAAUAUUGUGUACAUUGUCAAGGUGAGCUGACAUCUGCUUUUUGUCUGCUUUUUUAGUAGACUGCUAUCAAUUCAGUGUUCAUGGUUCUGAGCCUGAAUUAGUCCAUUGUGCCAAACAUAUUUAUAGUAUGAUCCUUUAUUGAAGUCAACCAAUUUAGAAGGUUCAUGAAGGUUCAAGCUACAGGUGUUACCUACAGGUGCUAGAAGGUUCAGGUGUGUUACAGGUGUUACCUACAGGUACUAGAAGCUACAGGUGUUAGAAGGUUCAAGC
This is a messenger RNA of Rhipicephalus sanguineus (brown dog tick), 3030 nucleotides long. RefSeq names its product heparan-alpha-glucosaminide N-acetyltransferase (gene Hgsnat). Lineage: Eukaryota; Metazoa; Arthropoda; Arachnida; Ixodida; Ixodidae. The record is from RefSeq and is a predicted model, not a curated record.